AUGGAUUCAAACGAAGUGAUCACGCUUGAUCACGCAGAGCCCAGCCAUUCAUCAUCGCCGUUAAAUAGAUUACAGCAGUCACCUUCACAUUCCAGCCUCGGUGUUUCAAAGUUGCUGUCACUGCCCGCUAUCAAUCUCAGUCUACACUCGUCUAUAGUGUUUCUACAUCCACGACUCAACGAUAACAAUGAGGACGAUGAUGGCAGUGUUAGUCUACCACCACCUUCUUCUGAAGAUGAGGAUGUUAUCCGAGGUGUGGUUGAGCUUUACCUGCCAUCAUCACGUAAAAUACACGGGAUAGAAGUUAGGUUAAUUGGAUCUCAAUGUAUUAACUUCCCGAGUGGUGCAUACGAGACUUUUCCAGUUCUCGACAAGUUUGUCGAGAUAGAUAAGACUUAUUUGGAGAAAGGCACGCAUAAAUUUGAGUUUUCAAUUAUUAUUCCAUCUUCAACGCCGGGGUAUGAGAGGUGCGCCUAUGGGCGGGUGUACUACUAUGUACGAGCCAAAGCGAUAAGUGCAGGACCGCUCGGAUUUGAUUUAACGGAUUCGAGGGAGGUGCUACUCGUUAUUAACCCCAAUCCUGAAGGAGAACCGAGUGGAUUGAGCUGGCACCACGAUCAGAUAAUCGACGGUCUUGGAGCUAUGUCUAUAGAUGUAGAAUCUACCCAUCUUACUAUCGGCGGACCUGUUCAUUUACGCCUCCACCUCCACGAACCACCAAAGGGCGCCACGUUGCAUUGCAUCAAUGUGUCGUUGCUGCAAUAUAUCACUCUGCGCAAUAGAGAUAGGAGUAAGGAGGAGAAAGCACCGGCUGUAGCUGUGAAAUUCUUUCAACUUGGUUCGAGGAAACACGAGCCACUGCUCAGUCCAUAUGAGGAAGUGGACGAGGAUGGAUGGAAGCAUGAGUGGAUAGGCAGACUACCUGACGACGACCACGCCCGUCCGAGCACAGUCAAGACCAACAAAACAUCCAUCAUCAUCUCACAUCAGUUGCUAGUACAGAUAUUCGUCACACCGUCCAACCUAGACGGAGAGCACGUGCGCGAUAAAGAUGAUAAAUCGCAGAUGAAAGUUAUAAGCAUACGUAGACCUAUCUUCGCCAGUAGCUGCUGCGUGAGUCUCGACUCAAUCACACUGCCCGCUUAUGAAGAGGUUGCACCCAGUCAAGAUGUAAUGUACGAGUGUGCAUGUGGUCAGCCGUUGAAAUCACUUAUUGCUAAAGAAACAGCGGUACCGCAAACGGGAUCGGGUGGGGUAAUGUCAAUGUCAAGUGGUGGCAUGCAUGGUGGUAUGCCAGGCACAUCUGAUCUCAGUAAUGCUCUGCUACCUAUCGCACAGGAGCAGGAAGAUGAAGAGAAGGCGAGACUGGCUAAUGAAGAUGGCAGACAGGGUAGAACUCAUGCGCGAUUCGCUGAUAAUUAUGUUAGCAGACAGCAGUCGAGAGAUAGCUCCCUUAAUAGAAACACACGCUCUAGGUCACGCCCUUCAUCCAUCACAUCGCCAUGUAUAGAACCCUCACCGUCGUCACAGUCACUCUCACGUGAAGCUAGAUCUAGAUCAAGGAAUUGGUUCAAGCGCGCCACUUCAAGAUCUACCUCAAGAGCUAACAGUAGAGCUCCUUCACCGGCUAGACGUAAUUCGUAA
This is a messenger RNA of Wallemia ichthyophaga EXF-994, 1644 nucleotides long. RefSeq lists its product as uncharacterized. Lineage: Eukaryota; Fungi; Basidiomycota; Wallemiomycetes; Wallemiales; Wallemiaceae. The transcript has a single exon. Bases 1 to 1644 code for a protein of 547 amino acids. The record is from RefSeq and is a predicted model, not a curated record.